AUGGCGGCGCCGGCGGCGCCGCGCUGCUCCGGCACCCGCUUCCACCACGUCCACGGCGCCAACGUGCGCAUGGACCCGACGCGCACKCAGGCCACGCGCGUGGAGAGCUUCGCCCACGGGCUCUGCUUCAGCCGCGAGCCCCUGGCGCCCGGGCAGAUCUUCCUGGUGGAGAUCGAGGAGAAGGAGCGGGGCUGGUGCGGCCACCUGCGCGUGGGGCUCACGGCGCACGACCCGCAGAGCCUGCGCGCGGUGCCCGAGUACUCRCUGCCCGACCUGGCCAGCCUGGGCGACACGUGGGUGUUCGCCAUCACGCGCAGCCACAACCGCGUGGCGCCGGGCGCGGAGCCGCGCGCGCCGGGGACGCUGCCCGAGCCCUUCCUGCGCAUCGAGCGCCUGCGCAUCCCGCGCGACCCGCUCGUGGGGCGCAGCCGCCCCGGCCGCUACAGCCACCUGCUCGACAGCCUCUACCAGCUGAACGUGCUGCCCGCCACGGCGCGCCGCAGCCGCAUCGGCGUCCUGUACGCGCCGCAGCCCGACGGCACCGCCGACAUGCACAUCGUCAUCAACGGCGAGGACAUGGGCGCCAGCGCGCGCGGCCUCCCCGCCGCCCGCCCGCUCUACGCCGUCGUCGACGUCUUCGCCUCCACCAAGAGCGUCCGCCUCAUCCAGGUGGACUACGGCCUGCCCUCGCUGCAGACGCUCUGCCGCCUCGUCAUCCAGAAGCACGUCGUGCACCGCCUGGCCAUCGGCGGCCUGGCCCUGCCGCCGGCGCUGAGGACCUUCUGCAUGGAGUGA
Molecule: messenger RNA, 795 nt
Organism: Nothoprocta perdicaria
Lineage: Eukaryota; Metazoa; Chordata; Aves; Tinamiformes; Tinamidae
Gene: NEURL2
Product: neuralized E3 ubiquitin protein ligase 2
Exons: 2
Coding region: 1-795 (264 amino acids)
Biological process (GO): intracellular signal transduction
Molecular function (GO): ubiquitin protein ligase activity
Source: RefSeq, a predicted model, not a curated record